CCAUGACCUGUAGGAAUGGCAUGUUAUUGAUCCACUGUAGUCUGCUUGCUAUGUGAGUUAGUAAUGGCUCACCUAGUACACAUAUCAUGCAGUGUUUGCUCUUGCAGUAGGAACUUUCUUCAAAUGGUGGUAUCUUCAUCAGAUAAGAGACGGUUUUGUGCAUAAUGUGCCCUUAAAAUAAGUGUCUCAUUCUACAUAUAGUAUGUUUCCCUUGGCAUUGAGCUUUUAUGUACCUACGCAUUAAAAACUGGCCUAGAAAUAAUGUUAUAGAUUAAAAUAUGAAUUCAUGGCUGAAGUAGACUUCAAUCCAAGUGUACAGAAUUAUAAAAGUGGUUGUGAGGAACAAGAAUUAUGGUGGUGGAAGACUUCAAUUACAAGAUAUAGUUCACAUAUGGAUGACAGUUUUAUUGUGUUGGCUCUUCAUUGUGCAGCUUCUGAAGGGAAUACAGCUGACUUGCAGGAGCUCCUCAGUUUUUCUACAGUUGAUAUGAAUGCUGCAAACAAGCAUGGUGAAACAGCGGCACAUAUUGCAGCUGAGCAUGGGCAGUUAGCAGUUUUAACACUACUUCAGAAGCAUGGUGCUAAUCUCCAGAAUGUAGAUGAACAUGGAGAUACCCCACUUAUAUGUGCUGCUAAACAUGGUCAUUUGGACAUUGUACGAUUUCUUCUCCAAGCUGGAAUGGUAGUGGGAGUCCAAGAUAAGACUGGAAACACUGCACUCCAUCAUGCCAGUUCUCAGGGUCACUUGGAGUGUGUACGCUGUCUUGUGGAGUGUGGGGCCUGUCUGGACAUGACAAAUUAUUAUGAAUCUACUCCUCUUCUUAGUGCUUUAUAUAAUAGACAGGUCCAAUGUUCCAUGUUCCUCCUACACUCUGGUGCAGAUAUAGAUGUACAAGACAAGGAUGGCAAUACACCUGUCCAUUUAGCAUCACGUGAAGGACUUCUGACAGUUGCACAGACUCUUUGUGCAUUUGGCUGUAAUGUAGAUAUUGCCAAUAAAGAUGGGUUAUAUCCACUGCAUCUCGCUGCUAGGCAUGGUCAUAUGGAAGUAGUCAGAUGUCUUUGUCUAGCUGGCUGCAACAUACAUCAGAGAAAUAGUGAAGGGAUCAAAGCAGAGAUUACAGCACUUAAACAUGGUUACAAUGAUAUUGGUGACUUGCUCAGCAACCUACGAAAUAGUUCACGCCGCGAGGAGUUCAUCAAACAGUUGAUACCUACUUCUCAACCUCUCACAAGGAUAAAUGUUAAGUUUUUUGGUCAUUCUGGUGUGGGAAAAUCAACUCUAAUUGAAUCUCUGAGAGCUGGCUACUUCUCUAGCUUCUUCCGCAAAAGUAAACCCCCAGCUGCUGGUAGCAGCACUGGAACAAAUGGGUCAACAUCUCCUGGUAGCAAAAUGCAAAUUGAAAUGGAUAUAACAUCAUCUCAGAGCUCCCUAAGUUUUGGCACAUACAAUUACCAGUAUACACGUGGCAUUGAUGUUCAACAGGUGUCAAUUUCUGGAGUGGGAGACCUUACGCUGUGGGAGUUUUCUGGGCAGGACACAUAUUUCUUCCUAUAUGACCACUUUCUGGGCAGCACAAACUGCCUACAUGUUGUGGUGUUCAGUUUAGAGGAUUCUGCUAGCGUGCAGUACCAGCAAUGCUGCUUCUGGCUGGCGUUCUUGCAAGCACGGAUACCACCCACUGAACCACUAGGUGACCGUGGGGUAGCAAGCAGAGUGGCACCAGUCUUGUUGGUGGCAACACAUCCUGAUACUUCACGUGUACCUCGUACAUCCCAAGGCAAUUAUAUCAGUUCCCAGGCAGAAAGGUUGUUGAAACAGCUCACUGACAAAUUUGGGGCAGUUUUUGAGCUUCAUCAGCAAGUUCUCAUUGUGGAUGCCCAUCUUUCUAGCUCACCAGGCAUCAGGGCUAUUAAGUCCUAUUUAGCAGAUGCCAAACAGAAGGUUCUACAGGGUGGUGGAGUUGGACUUGUAAAGCCCCAUGGUGCAGGUCACAAGGAAUAUAACCUACUAGCCGAAUCUGCAGUAAUGGAUGCUGGUGGCCAGGGUGUUAAAAAAUGGACAGGUUUCUUGGAAGGAGUUGUAAAUUGGUUGCCAAGCAUACGUAGAAAUUCAGCAAAUUUUCCUGUGGUACCCUGGUUCACAUUUGUUGAUUUGGUGCACACUAAUGUGAAUCCAUUGGCUGCAGAGGAGCACAUGAAGGAAUUGAUGCAACAGCUGCAGCUUAUGGGAGAGGUGGUGUACAUAAAAUUUCAGUACCAGGAUCUGGUAUGUUUGCAACCUUGCUGGCUGUGUAGCAAUGUGAUCGGUCAUUUACUGUCCCUGGAUUUUGUGGCUAAUGCUAGAGUAACAGGCUGCUACACUGUGGAUGACUUCCAAGUAGCUUUCUCUGAAUGUGAGGCACUUGAUGUUUUGCAAGUGCUGGAAGCCUUGCAGAUAUGCACUCAGUGUGACAAUGAUGGUGAGCUAGAAUUUGAGUUUCCAUGUUACAACUUUGUGGAAACACUGGAUGGACUCUGGGAUGCCUCAGAUCCUCGUUACCAUGAUCCAGAUAGCUGCUAUGGUGGAGUGAAGCUCAAGUCACCACGAGACACUUUUCAUCUUAUACAUAGCAUUUUUCCACGAAUACAGGUCCAACUUCGCCGAGUUGUACAAAGUAUUGGAGACCCAGAUAGUGAUCUGUACCAGUGGUUUGAGGGAUCUAAGUUAUGCUCAGGUCCUAUUGAAGGUCUGAUUACACUAGAGGAUGAUAGAGAAGCCAUUGAAAUUAAAGUCAGAGGACCACCCACAUCAGAAUUAGCUUGUUUUUACUUUGUAGAAGAACUCCUUGGCCUUAUAGAUCAGGUUUUGCUUGAAAUGAGCCCAGGUUUACCAAUCGAGAAGCAUAUUUUGAGUGCAGAGCAGCUGCGUCUUCACAGUGAUUUGGUACAUUGUUGGCCACCUGAUCAACUUAUGGAAUGCAUUUUGCAGCCAUCCUGCCUCAAUGCAAAGUUGUUCAACCCUCUUACAGGAAAUUAUGAAUCUGUGCUGGAUCUAGUUGGAUUCGGAGCAUCUGAGGUGGUCAAGCUGGUAAUCAGUGGGGAUGAACUACCAGUGACAACCCUAUCAACAGUAUGUCGGCAACAGCUGUGCAGACUCUUGGAUCCUCCUGAUUCACUGGGGAAAGACUGGUGUUUGCUUGCUGUACAGUUAGGCCUAGCAGAGAAAGUUGCAUUGCUGGAUGUGGCUGGCAGCUCUAGAAGUAGAACUGCUAUGCUUCUAGAUGAAUGGGCUAAAGUUAAGGCUUCGGGAAUUGGAAUGCUUAUCCAGAAGUUGAAAGAUUUAGGUCGUGAUGAUGUAGCAGAAAUUCUCUUAAGAAGUGCACCUCUUUAUCGCAUUGUUCCAACACCAGUACAACAAGAUCCACCUACUAAUGUUUCAUGUAAAUCAUGUUCCACUCUUUCAUGAUGAUCAUGACUAUUACAUCCAAGACUCAGUAACUUUAUGAACAGUUGCCCAUCUAUGACUGGCUACAGCAUCAGUAAAUGUGACACAACGGAUGUGGUGAAACUACUGCACAAAAUCCCUCCUGCUACAUACAUAGUUAUUUCAUUUUGUAUAUUGAAUGGAAUUUGCUUUUGAAGACGCCAUUUUGUAUUAAGCUAGAAUUACAUUUUUAUGAAAAUUGUUGUAAAGGGCUAUUAUUUUUCUUUGUGCUUUAGCAACAAUGAAAAGAAUACAAUGAGAAUAAAUGCUAGAUAAUUUUGAUGUCCUAUCCUGUGGCCGCGUCUUUCAAAUGUAGGAGAGGGAUUGACUUUUAACAGGUACUUAGAAUGGCACUAUCUUGUCAUUAGAGCAGGGUUGGGCAAACUUCAUAGUAUUAUAUCAUAUUAACAACCCUUAUUUUAUUAGUGGAAUGGAGCAAAGCAAAAUUCCACCUAAUGGGCUGUUGUUUGCCCACCCUUCCAUUACAGAUACUUAAUCCUAUGUUAAAAUAGUGGUUAAUGUCAAAAGGACUGGAACUUUGAAAGUUCAGUGCAUCAAGUCAUUCCUAGGGGCACAGAUAUUUGUAGAACACUGAAUCAUUAGUAUCGCAUUUAUCCAGUCCUUACAUUGUUUCUGUCUAACUGAAUCAGAAGUUGCUUACUGCAUAUAGAAGGACAUCAGAUUUCUCAGUCUACAAAAUUAGUGUAGUAAGUAAUUAAAAGAACAAUACUGUAAUUUUAUGGAGAAGGGAGUAAUACACUGAAGAAGACUCAUUUAGAGAUGUGGUCUGUAUGUAGAGGUGUCAGUUCUCUUCCUUACUUAUAAAUGUUUUUUUCAUACUGAAUAGUUUAUUCACCAUAAUGCUUUAUACUCGUACAUGUAAUCGCUUAUAUGUUGCUAAUGUGCCACAAUAUUUUCAUGUGAUGAGAGAAAAAAUAAGCCUUUAUUGUAAUAUGUAACAGUGUACAAUUUGUAUUUUCCAUCUGAUUGUUUUUCGUGCAUACCGAAGUCUACCCUUCAGUAUUCAGUAUUCAGUAUUGAGGGGGUGGGUUUCCCCAUGCACUUAGACCAGUUAUUGGUCCAUUGUGCG
This is a messenger RNA of Cryptotermes secundus, 4556 nucleotides long. Its product is annotated as death-associated protein kinase dapk-1. Gene Ontology annotation, biological process: positive regulation of canonical NF-kappaB signal transduction; MyD88-dependent toll-like receptor signaling pathway. Gene Ontology annotation, molecular function: TIR domain binding. The record is from RefSeq and is a predicted model, not a curated record. The transcript has 18 exons. Bases 287 to 3448 code for a protein of 1053 amino acids. Lineage: Eukaryota; Metazoa; Arthropoda; Insecta; Blattodea; Kalotermitidae.